Peronospora matthiolae is the source of this 900-nucleotide messenger RNA. NCBI's taxonomy places the organism in Eukaryota, Oomycota, Peronosporomycetes, Peronosporales, Peronosporaceae. The record is from the annotation of a GenBank genome assembly.
AUGGACGCCUCCUCCCUCCGCAUCUCCAAGUUCGAUGGAACUAACUUCCACGCCUGGAAGUUCAAGAUGCAGAUGGUGCUGGAGGAACGGGACCUAUGGGAGGUCGUCAGCGGUGAGAUCAAGGCGGAACAGUGCGAGACUCAGUUGGACCAAGCGACGUACAAGAGGAAGUCAAGAAAGGCGAUGGCAGUGAUCUGUCUAGCCAUGGAAGAUUCCCAGCUACCGUUGGUCCGGUCGGCAAGUGGUGCAUGCGACGCAUGGUCAAGGUUGGAAGACCACUUCGAGAAGAAGAGUCUUGCCAACAAGCUGUUCUUGCGCCGUCGCUUCUUCACGACAAUGAUGGAAGAAGGCGACGAUGUGCUCGAACACAUCAACAAGCUCAAGACGCUGGCGGAACAGCUAGAAGCGGUGGGGGCUCCAGUCUGCGAGGACGAUCUGGUGAUCACACUCCUCGGCAGCCUGAGUGACUCGUAUCAAUUCUUGAUCACAGCUUUGGAGUCGCGCUCAGACACUCUUAGCUGGGAGCUCGUGACGUCUCGACUGCUUCAUGAAGAAAUGAAGCGGAAGGAGCAAGGAAGUAAAGGUGAUGAAGCUUCGCAAGGUCAAGCGUUCAUCACAAGGGACAAUCAGCGCAAAGGGCGACCAGUGAAGAAGUCCUGGCCGUGCCACAAUUGCGGAAAGAUUGGUCACUGGAUGGCGGAGUGCCCCUCGCGCAUCCAAGAAAACACGGAGAGACACCGGCCACAGCGUGCUCAAGACAGCGGCGACCGCUAUCGAUCACAACGUGCAAACGUCGCUCAAGAAGAAGACUCGGGCGACUACCUCUUUCGAUCGGUGAAACGACAUCUGCGAAAUCGAGCGACAUCUGGCUGGUCGACUCCGGGGCGACGCAGCACAUGA